This is a messenger RNA of Ostrea edulis (European flat oyster), 3955 nucleotides long. RefSeq names its product long-chain fatty acid transport protein 2-like. Lineage: Eukaryota; Metazoa; Mollusca; Bivalvia; Ostreida; Ostreidae. Gene Ontology annotation, molecular function: long-chain fatty acid-CoA ligase activity; long-chain fatty acid transmembrane transporter activity. The transcript is spliced from 11 exons. The record is from RefSeq and is a predicted model, not a curated record. The coding region runs from base 285 to 2168 and encodes 627 amino acids.
CAUCAAACGUCAAACCUGUUCAACUGUUAGUUGAACUAAUUCUUGUGUCGCUCCAAAAAAUUGCUGUCAUGUUUAGGCCUAAAGUUCUAUAGAUUAGGUAAGACUCUGAAAUGCACAGUUUACAGCAUUUAGAACACGCUAUUUCAAACUUUCUGCGAUACAAAACUAGGCUAAAGUUAUAAAAGUAGAACGUUCUUUAAAUUGACCCACACAUACUGCACUGUGAACCUCGCCUUCAUAGAUCUGUAGGAAGUUUUUAUGUGCAGGCAGCAUAUUAAGAGAACAUGCCACGGACCAGGGAUAAGGUUUUGAUGGGCCUUGGGGGAGUUGCUGGCCUGUCAGUGGCAGCAUGGCAGACAAUGUUCCCGUGGUUGAAGUAUGACCUGCAAUAUUUAAAAAUAGCGAAAAAGGCUGGAGAGAAAAUUGCGCAUGAUGUAGCAAAUCAAAGAUACGUAAUUGAUAUGUUUGAAGAGAGUGCUGCUAAAUAUCCUAACAAACCCAUGAUCAUAUUCGAGGACAGGGAAUAUACUUACGAGUUUAUGAAUGAACAAGCCAAAAAAGUUGCCAAUAUUGCAUACGAUUGGAAGUUCAAGACAGGGGAAACAGUGGCCAUGUUUCUUCAAAAUAGUCCAGCAUUCGUAUGGACAUUUUUAGGACUUCAGAAAGUUGGACUAAGUAUUGCUUUUAUAAAUUAUCACAACAGAAGCAAGCCCCUCUUACAUACGAUCAAAGUAAGCAAAGCACGAGCUAUGAUAAUCGGACCAGAGGAGGAACUGUACCAUGCCAUUGAAGAGAUUCGCCCAGAACUAGAUAUUCCAUUGUAUCUGUGUGGUAGCUCUGGCACAAACAUUCCAGAGGGUUACAUAUCUUGGGAAGACCUCAUGCUUACUUCCCCUGGGGCUGAAAUCUGCAAGAGCUACAGAAGUAGCUACACAUUGAUCACCCCUUGUAUUUACAUCUUCACCUCAGGAACUACAGGUUUGCCCAAGCCAGCCAUAGUCAAUCAAGCGAAAUCCAUCGCAUUUUCUAAAUUCUUGACAUUUUCUGGUAUAUCAGCAGACGACACAAUCUAUACUAUUACUCCUCUCUAUCACAGCGCUGCCUCAAUAGCUCUGUUUAGUGUCAUGGAUGCAGGUGCUACAAUGGUUCUUAGAGUCAAAUUUUCAGCAUCCCAUUAUUUUGAGGAUUGCAGAAGGCACAAGGUCUCCAUUGCUCAGUAUAUUGGAGAACUAGCCAGAUAUCUCUUGCAUGUUCCAGAGAGUCCUGAGGAUGGUAAUCACAGUAUCAAAGUAAUGAUCGGAAAUGGACUUCGGAUGGAUAUAUGGGAGAAAUUUCAAAAGAGGUUUAAAAUUCCAAGAAUUGUAGAGUUCUUUGGAGCUACAGAAGGAACUGUUGCUUUUAUAAAUACUUGGGGAAAAGUUGGAUCCUGUGGCAGGCUGUCCCCUUUCCUUAAUAGAUUAAAUCCAGGCAAAUCCUAUUUAGUGCGUUAUGACCGGAAAACUGAUGCUCCUUUGAGAAAUAAGGAAGGACGAUGUAUUCCUUGCAAUAUAGGUGAACCAGGACUUCUGAUUGGAGGGAUAGCAAACCCAGAAUUGUAUGCUGAAGGUUUUUAUUUGGGAGGCAAGGCUGUUAAUGAGAAGAAAUAUGUCAGAAAUGCAUUCACACAGGGAGAUGCCUUCUUCAAUUAUGGAGACUUGAUGUAUAUGGACAAGGACUAUUUCUUGUAUUUCAAAGAUCGAGUGGGAGACACUUUUAGGUGGAAAGGUGAAAAUGUGUCCACAAAUGAAGUAGCCAAUGUUUUAACAGGACUGCCAUUUAUACAAGAUGCUAAUGUGUAUGGAGUAGAAAUACCAGGUACGGAUGGUCGAGCUGGAAUGGCAGGAAUACUACUGAAGGAGAAUGUCGAGUUUCACACAGACCUGUUACCUAAGAUCUACCACCACUGUGAAGAGAACCUCCCAAUUUAUGCCAGGCCACUGUUCCUCCGAAUCAUCAAAGAAAUGCCGUUGACCACCACCCACAAACAGAAGAAGACUGAUUAUGUUAAGGAAGGUUUUAAUCCUGCAAUCAUAAAGGAUCCACUGUUUCGUGUUUCUUCCGAAACAAAAACCUACAUUCCACUCACCACAGAAAACGUUGGCCAGUUUUUGGCCAAAUCUCGUUUGUGAAGGAGAAAAUCAGAAUUUUUCAGUAUGAAAUCACUAGUAAUUUUUGUAAGACUUUAAUGCGAAGGAGAGGGAGAGAGAUUAUAUGUAAUUUGAGGUGAAGAUUGUGUGAUUUUACAUAAUUAAGAUGAAGCAACAGCAAUAUUUUUUAGAUGAGUAUGUUGCUAUUUACUGCAAGUAGAAUGUAUGUAUAAGGUUUUUUUAAAUUAGGUCACCUGAAUCAACUUGGAAAUGGUCUGCGUCUGUCAUAGUCUGUUAACAAUUGAAAUUUUUAACUUCUUCUUGAUAACUACCAUCCCAAUUCUUUUCAAAUUUGGUAUAAAUUAUCCUUAGAACAAGGGGGACAUAAAUUGUAAUUUGAGGAAAACUGCACCCCUGGGGCCUUAGUGGCAGGGCAAAAACUGCCAGAAAUUGACCAAUUUUCAAAAUCUUCUCUAGAACCAUACAUGUGUUAUAGGCUAAAUGCAUGUGAUGUAGAGCAGGAAGACCUGUACCAAAAUUGUAAAUUUCAUGAUCCCCAGGGUAGGGGAUCUGACCCCAGGGCUGGGCCAAACUUGGUAUAUAGUGUUUUUGUGUAGAACACUGGAAUAGCAUCUUCUUUAGUGCUACUGAUAAUAAUUUAAAAUUGAAACUAAAUGGAAAUUUAAAAAGUCCUUUACCAAAAUUGUAAAUUUGAUGAUCCCAGGGGAAGGGGUUUUGGCAUCAGAAUGGGGCCAAAAUAGUCAGUUAUUAAAUGUUUGGACAAUAGGGAUUUUUAAUUUCUUCAUAAUAACUACUAUUCCAAUUUUUUUCAAAUUUAACACAUAGAUUAUGUAAAGCCUUUCAUCAGUGUAUAAAUUUUAAGAACACAUCCUGUUUUAUACUGUUGCUAAACAUUAGAAUUUAGCUUAGAUAUAUUCAGACAGGAAUUUUUUUUCUAGAUUUCAUAACCCUUGGGAGUAGAGAUACUUUUAACUAGUACUCAGGUGACUAAUAAGGCCUGUGGGCCUCUUGUAAUUCCUUGGGACUAGUGAUACUUUUAACUAGUACUGAGGUAACGGAUAAGGCCCUUGAGCCUCUUGUAAUUAUUUGAUAUUUACUGUAAGGCCUGUUGGUCUCUUGUAAUUAUUUGAUAUUUACUAUAAGGCCUGUUGGUAAUCAUAAGCAACUUAAAUCAAUGACAUGGAACUUUUUCUGAUUCAUUUUAUUUUUAAUUUGACAUGAUAGUGUUAUAAUACUGUUGAUUCUAUACAAUGAGAGCUAUUAACUGUUAUCCCUGUUACAUUUUUUUAAUUUAAGAACUAACAAGUUUAAAAAUGAACUGGGUUGGUCAGAUGAUCUAAUCACAGAGGGGUUGAAGUAGUCGGUGAUUUUGAUCCUGUACCAAUUCUAUUUAAAUUUCCUAUUAGUCUAGUGGUAAGUCUUGCCUAAUUGGCAACUUGUCAAAAAUCAUGCAAUAAGUCUUUAACAAGCAAAGGGUAUUGUGUGAUGGGUCAGACAAUCAGCCACUUCUCUACAGGGUAGGUGACUGGUAGGAUUAAGUGCCUUCAAUCGAUCAUGACUGCUCUGAUUGUGGGUAUCGGCAGGUACUUGGAGUUUGAAUGGUGCUUUAGUUCAAGUGUUUGAAAAAUGAUUUACGCAAACCUGUGUUGAAUUGACAUUAUAAUUUUUAUUCUUCGGUUGUUCAUGUGAGGAUUUUCCUGUGUACACCAUAGUUUGUGAUUUUAGCGUGAUGAUAAAAUAUUGUGAUUUAUUGGUAUACAUGUAUUAUUUUAUAUAUAAUUUAUAUAAAGAUCAUUAUGAAAAAUGUU